UCUUCGGUCUCUCCCAGCAGAAAAUAAUAAAAGGAAAGAAACAGAAACCAGAGCAGCGGCCGGCCGAUAACCCCUGCUGCCCGUCUCCCUCGCUCCACGACGGGCCGGCGGAUCUGGGACUGGGAGACGCGGCUGCGCUGGCGGCGGUCCGUUGGUUGGUGGCGGACCGGCAGAGCCUCAGCGACCAUCGAUUGGAGGCGAGGGGAUUGGGGGCGAGGAAUCGACGGCGAAAACAGAGGGACGAUCGGCGCGGCGGAGAUCGAUCGGGGGCCAGCAGCAGCACCUCAGAUCAGAAGCUGCGAUCCGCAAAACUAAGAAAGGCCUGUUGUGUUUGUGCCUCCGCCAUGUCUGAACAUCAAGGUUGGGCAGAUCUACCAAAUGUCCUGCUUCAUUCCGUUAUUGCUAUGGCAGGCUCCUUCUCCGACCUCCUUGCCUUCGCUUGCACCUGCCGCUCUUGGCGUGAGGCCUUCUUCUCUUUUCCAUCAAAGUCUGCCUCCUCGACGAUCUUCCCGCCUGUGCUCCUGCAACCUGAUGUCCCCGGCCGCUCUCCAUGUCACCACCCCUUUGGUGAUAAACGUUCAUGUCAAUUCAUUGAUCCAGCCAGCCAACACUCACGCCUUUGUUGUCAGAUUCCCCUAGUUAACUUUUCUCAUUACCCCCAGAGUCCUCUGGGUAGCUUUUGCUUCCUGGGUGCUUCUUAUGGCCAUCUCAUCUUCUCCAGAAACAGAUCGUGUCUCGUUGUUGAUGCGUUUACAGGUGUUAGUUUUUCACCACCACAGAUUCCGGGUGACGAAUUCACCGAGGUCUACUACGGUGCCCUCACGGCUCCUCUAGCGUCACCCAACCCACAUCUCCUUGUCACCAAUGGAUCUCACAGUUACUUUUGGCGUCUUGGUAGUCACUCUUGGUUGAGAGCUUGUCCUUGCGAUGGAACGGUCAAGCAGAUCGUCACCUUCAAAGGCCAGGUCUUUGGCAUGGACUCUGGUGGCACGCUCUUUGUUGUGCACUUGGCGCCUCGGAUUCGCGUGCGAAUGAUGGGAGUCAGUUGGGGGGAAAUCUCCAUGCGUCAUCUUGCCAACCUAUACCUGGUUGCCUGUGGCGAUAUGCUUCUCUUGGUCGGGUGUCGGGGGUCGUUUCCGGCAAGAGGGGAUACCUUCGAAGUCUUCCGCCUCGACCAAUCGACUGAACAUGCAAAGUGGGUGAAGGUGGAGGAGUUGGAGAAUUGCGCGAUCUUCAUCAGCACGGACAAGAGAAGCCAGCCAUUAUCCUUCAUGGACCCAGAAAGGUGGGGAGGGAGGAGCAACUGCGUGUACUAUUAUUCCCAUGAUUCUGAACACUGGGCUGCAUUUGAGUUGGGAAAGCCUGCCUCCAGCCGAAACAGCUUUGUUUUCAUAAGCUCUAGCAAUGUAGUGCAACCUAUGUGGGUUGUCCCUAGCAUGUUCUCCCAGUGCCGUGAUGGUUGAUGAUGUUAAUGCAUUCCUUGUUUUAGGCAUUGGCUAUUCUGCUGGCUGGAGCAACUUCCGCUGCAAGAGUGUGUAAGAAUGUUCUGAAACAUCGAUAGGGAUAAUUAUGUAAUUAUGCUUAUCAUUACUUGCUGGUAUAAUUGGAGUAUGGCAAAUAUUUUGUACUCAAUUUAUUGCCUGAUGGUUCACAAUUCAUGGCAGUGUUGUGAGGCACUAAUGCUCUGUUUAUCUUUGAGCCA
Aegilops tauschii subsp. strangulata is the source of this 1702-nucleotide messenger RNA. NCBI's taxonomy places the organism in Eukaryota, Viridiplantae, Streptophyta, Magnoliopsida, Poales, Poaceae. The record is from RefSeq and is a predicted model, not a curated record.